Molecule: messenger RNA, 2308 nt
Organism: Lolium perenne
Lineage: Eukaryota; Viridiplantae; Streptophyta; Magnoliopsida; Poales; Poaceae
Molecular function (GO): nucleic acid binding; zinc ion binding
Source: RefSeq, a predicted model, not a curated record
UCAGGUUCGCUCUCUUGCCAUCCACCUUCCUUCCUACAAGCUGUUUAGAUCCAUGCUUCUUUCACCAGCAAAUACGGAGUUCUUUUUUUUUUCAAGUUUUCUGCGGCAACUAAUCUGUCUCCAGCGGGUUGUUAGAUCUGGCCUUCUAUCGCAUAGUUGUGUGAGGCUAUCUAAACUUCGUUUUGUUUCUGAACUAAGGAUAAAGGAUUGGGUGCGCCUUGUCGCGCCACCUUGCCGGCCAUUUGCAGUUCCAAUUUUUGACAUGCACGAUGCAGUUCUGCUGUUGAAUUGUAUACUUUGAUGGCUGUUUGAUACUUUGAUCGCUAGAGCAUGGUAGUGGGCAUCAUGGGAAAGUAGGCAGUCAGCCAUCCUGGCCAUGGGUCCCAUGGAUGUCUAUUGGGAAAAUUUGCUACGGGACACCGUUAUUUUUAUAUCUUUACCAUAACACACCACCGCUGUGCAAAGUCCACGACGAGACGCUCGACCACCUCUCCUUGGAUUGCCCCUUCGCCAACGUCGUGUGGGCUAGCAUCAACUCGAGGCUGCGCGCCCUGCUCCCCACCCCGGCUGCACCGCUCUCGCUUUGGUGGCCAGCGGCUGUCGAGGGGCGACCCAUGGGCCAGCGGAAGACGGCGAACUCCCUGAUCUCCCUUGUCAUUCGGAGCCUCUAGCUAGAGCGCUGUUAGCAAUAAGCCAUGGUGUUCAUGGCGUGCAUGGUGGACCGGCGUGAGCGCGCCAAGGUCGGGUCCAUGCACGACAUGGUGCGCGCGUGUGACAGUGUGUGUAGUGCGUGUGUUUGUUGCGUUCUGUCAGGAGUUAGCGAGAGGAACGGAGGACUUGGUCCUGCAGCGGGCUGGCCAUGGCGAUCGCGUUUGGAGCGCGUCGUGCGCGAGCUGGGGCGUGCUGGUCAUGGGUGCGUGUGUGCGCGGCCGUAGCGACGUGGGUGCGAGCUGCGGCUAUAAAAUCCCUUCCUGUAAUCUCCAUUGUUUGUACCACGAGGUUGAGCAGAAAAGGCAUUCGUGCGCCAUUGCCUUUCGUCUACCUCCGUCCGUGAGCUGUGAGAGUGAGGGAGCUAGCCAGAGCUAGCACCAACAAGUGGUAUCAGAGCCACGGCGAUGGCGUUGGUUCCGCACGGUGGUGGCGCCGGGGGGAGCGCGAUGCCGCUCUUCUGUCCGAUGCUCACCCUCGACAACUACAUCGUCUGGGCGGGUCGAGGCCAACCUCGACGUGCAGGGCGUCUGGGAGGCAGUGGUUCCGGAGGACCCGGUGGCGGCGGUCGAUCCGGAGAAGAACAAGAGGGCGAGGGCGUACCUGCUCGCGCGCUCUCGAAGGACAUUCUGCUGCAGGUGUCGUCGAAGAAGACGGCAGCGGCAGUGUGGGAGAGCCUCAAGGCGCGGUUCAUCGGCGCGGAUCGCGUCAAGGCAGCUCGGCUGUCGACGCUCCGCGGCGAGUUCGAUCGGCUGAUCAUGGCGGACGACGAGGAGCUGGACGUCUACGCUGGGAAGAUCGGCUGCAUGGCCGCCAAGUUCGCAAGCCUCGGCGGGACGUUGAGCGAUGCCAAGAUGGUGAAGAAGCUGCUCGACACCGUCACGGACUCGCUGUACAUGGCGGUGGCCGGCAUCGAGCAGUUCUGCGACGUCGAGACCGUGUGCUUUGACGAGGUGCUCGGGCGUCUCAAGCCGUUCCAGGAGCGGACGGAGCGGCGCAAGGCAGCUGUUGGCGUCGAGCGUCAUGGAGACCAGCUGCUGCUCACGGCGGCGCAAUGGGAGCAGAGGCGCCGUACAUGCGGCGGCGCCUACGACGAUAGCGGUGGGGACAACAACGGCAGGCGCGGCAAGUGCCACAACUGCGGCAUCCGUGGCCACUUCGCCCGCGACUGCAGGAAGCCCAAGAAGGAGGAGGAGGAGAACCAGGAGGAGGCGCUGCUCUGCGACGCCAGUGACCACCCAUGCCUGCUCUAAGGUCAUGGCUUAGGGGGAGAAUGUUAGCAAUAAGCCAUGGUGUUCAUGGCGUGCAUGGUGGACCGGCGUGAGCGCGCCAAUGUCGGGUCCAUGCACGGCAUGGUGCGCGCGUGUGACAGUGUGUGUAGUGCGUGUGUUUGUUGCGUUCUGUCAGGAGUUAGCGAGUGGAACGGAGGACUUGGUCCAGCAGCGGGCCGGCCGUGGCGAUCGCCUUUGGAGCGCGUCGUGCGCGAGCUGGGGCGUGCUGGUGAUGGGUGCGUGUGUGCGCGGCCUUAGCGACGUGGGUGCGAGCUGCGGCUAUAAAAUCCCUUCCUCUAAUCUCCAUUGUUUGUACCACGAGGUUGAGC